GGACUUCUCUCUCUCUUGCUUAUCCCUCUCUCUCUCUUGCUCUCUUCCUCUGAGUAGAAGAAAAAAAAAGAGAGAAAAAAAUGGGCUCUCAGUUUCAACGUCGGACAACGCUGUGUCUGGGUGUUCUGCUCGUAAUGGUCUCCGGAACAAUGGGAGCUGCGCCGAAGAAGCCAGUGGAUGUGCCAUUUGGCAGAAACUAUCUGCCCACAUGGGCUUUUGAUCAUAUUAAGUACUACAAUGGAGGCUCAAAUAUUGACCUCGUCUUGGACAAAUACACUGGUACUGGUUUCCAAUCCAAAGGCUCAUACUUGUUCGGCCACUUCAGUAUGCAAAUAAAGCUGGUCCCCGGUGACUCCGCCGGCACAGUCACUGCCUUCUACCUAUCUUCUCAAAACUCGGAGCAUGAUGAAAUAGAUUUCGAGUUCUUGGGGAACAGGACAGGGCAGCCCUACAUUUUGCAGACAAAUGUGUUUACCGGAGGAAAAGGAGACAGAGAACAGAGGAUUUAUCUUUGGUUUGAUCCCACCAAAGCUUUCCACUCUUACUCUGUACUCUGGAACCUCUAUAUGAUUGUAUUCUUUGUGGACGAUGUGCCAAUCAGGGUGUUCAAGAACUGCAAAGACUUGGGGGUGAAAUUCCCAUUCAAUCAGCCGAUGAAGAUAUACUCGAGCCUUUGGAACGCCGACGAUUGGGCCACGAGAGGUGGGCUUGAGAAGACGGACUGGUCUAAGGCCCCAUUCAUCGCCUCCUACAAGAGCUUCCACGUCGACGGCUGUGAAUCGUCGGUCAACGCCAAGUACUGUGCAACCCAAGGCAAGAGGUGGUGGGACCAGAAGGAAUUCCAAGAUCUGGACGGCUAUCAAUGGAGGAGGCUCAGGUGGGUCCGCGAAAGAUGGACCAUCUACAACUACUGCACUGAUCGUGUUAGAUACCCCAGCAUUUCCCCGGAGUGCAGGCGUGACCGUGACAUCUAAUUUCCAAAACCACCUCAUCACAUCUUCUUAAUUACCAUAUUAAUUGUUUUUUAUGAGCUCUUUGGCCUCUCAACUAAAAGAAAAUUUCAUUUUCACCCCAAAAAUCAAUCAACCAUUACCAAACCAACCCUUCAUCAUUUAUUAAAGUUGAGGCCGAUUCAGAGCGAGUGGUUUAAUUCAUGGUUUAAUUCCUUUCUUGCAUUGCUGUCCUGAUUGCCAAUAUUCAUUUUCUUCUUUCUUUUGAUGGAGUCAUUAUUAUUAUGAAAUAUGCACCACUCUGCUCCUCUACAGUGGCUUUGUAUUUGUCCAAAGUGUUGCUUAUAAUAAUAAUAAUAUAUGCAGUUUUACCGUUGUUGUUUCUAUUAUUGAUGGUGGUCAUGUAAUUCUCAAAUCAUAUAUUUAUAAAAGUUAGUUAACCGUUUAUGUA
This is a messenger RNA of Morus notabilis, 1401 nucleotides long. Its product is annotated as probable xyloglucan endotransglucosylase/hydrolase protein B. The record is from RefSeq and is a predicted model, not a curated record. Gene Ontology annotation, biological process: xyloglucan metabolic process; cell wall biogenesis. The coding region runs from base 81 to 974 and encodes 297 amino acids. Lineage: Eukaryota; Viridiplantae; Streptophyta; Magnoliopsida; Rosales; Moraceae. The transcript is spliced from 5 exons. Gene Ontology annotation, molecular function: hydrolase activity, hydrolyzing O-glycosyl compounds; xyloglucan:xyloglucosyl transferase activity. Gene Ontology annotation, cellular component: cell wall; apoplast.